AUGGAGGGGAUGCGCCUUCUUCCUCCCUGCCAUUCUCUGACUGUCUUCCACUCUACUCCUCGAGUGGCGGAAGUCCUCCAUUUCCGCGGGAGCCAUGGCUCUCUCAAAUGGCGUCGCGCCAUUGUGGAUUCUCGUCUUCCUCCUUCCUCUUCUUCAAAUGGCGGUUGGCUUCACUACGACCUUCCCGCCUUCUCCGCCGAACGGCAUCGCUCCACCGGUGGUCGUUCCUUCCCCGGUGACCACCAAACCCCCGCCGUCGGGUUCGUCUGCCCCCGUGACAGCUCCUCCAGUGCCUUUCCCUACGCCGGUUAUAGUACUCCCUCCACCAGUGGCCACGCCUCCGCCCGCAUCGAUCCCCCCACCAGCCAGUAAGCCAGUAGGCCAGCCUCCGCCAUCCAUGCCGUCUCCCCCGUCAACCACUCCCAAGCGACCGCCGCCGCCGCCGUUUACCAGUCCUCCACCAGUGAGCACGCCGCCGCCAGCAAGCGUUCCCCCACCCGUGAAAAAACCUCCUCCGGUGACUCCUCCGUCGUUAGACUGUGAUGGAGCGUGCAAGGCAAGAUGCAGCCUGUCGUCGAGGCCGAACCUCUGCAUCAGAGCUUGCGGCACCUGCUGCUAUCGGUGCAAGUGCGUCCCCUCCGGCACCGCCGGCCACUACGAGGAAUGUCCCUGCUACGCCAACCAGAAGACUCGCAACAACAAGCCCAAAUGCCCCUAGUCCAAAAUCACUUCUUCUCCAUGCUUCCCUUCCUUCCUUCUUUGAUCAGUAGUCUGCUUCUCCCGCCGUUUCCUGUGUCUAAGUGUCUUGCUGUACAUACUCGUGGAUGGGAGAUCAGAUGCAUCUGCAUCUCGCUUCCAUUCCUACUGUAUGCUUCUCUUUCGAGUCGUUCCUAGUGUUUGUACUUGCUGGUUGUGGUUAUUUUUCUUAGCGACGUACUACAUUGUAGCAGUGAAUUUUGAGAGUCGAUCGAGAAAAUAUCUUAAAGUGGUCCAUCUCUGGCCGAGCUUCUGCAAAAUGUGUUUGAUUGGUUCUGUAGCAUCAUAUUUUUAGUACAGUGAAAUCAGAUUAGUCACGAAGAAUUUCGAGAAA
Molecule: messenger RNA, 1090 nt
Organism: Nymphaea colorata (pocket water lily)
Lineage: Eukaryota; Viridiplantae; Streptophyta; Magnoliopsida; Nymphaeales; Nymphaeaceae
Product: gibberellin-regulated protein 14-like
Exons: 3
Coding region: 95-718 (207 amino acids)
Source: RefSeq, a predicted model, not a curated record